Messenger RNA from Aspergillus fijiensis CBS 313.89, 864 nucleotides. RefSeq lists its product as uncharacterized. Gene Ontology annotation, biological process: endoplasmic reticulum tubular network organization; membrane organization. The coding region runs from base 1 to 864 and encodes 287 amino acids. Lineage: Eukaryota; Fungi; Ascomycota; Eurotiomycetes; Eurotiales; Aspergillaceae. Gene Ontology annotation, cellular component: membrane; endoplasmic reticulum. The transcript has 4 exons. The record is from RefSeq and is a predicted model, not a curated record.
AUGGCUCCUCCACCCCCUUCAAAUUUGCCUUUGCCCGAGAGGCUCAAGGCUCUUGCUCAGACGUUGCAAUUCGCCUGGUUUGUUGGACAUGUGACAUUGUUACUCUCUGUCCUACGCUAUUUCGUGUCUUACAUCACAUUCAACUAUUACUCCAACUCGGCCCAAGUCUCUUACCGCCUGGCAUUCUUGUCGGCUGCUGCGACAUACGGAAUUGUUGUGUACAAGGGCCAUAUCGCUCGCGGCCGGCUCCAGGGCGGGCUCCCUAACAUUGCGAUCAAACUUGCUGGCGAUGAGAAUGUCCAGUACCUUGGCACUGCGCUGGUGUGGCUCUACUCGCGCCAGGUGUCGCUCGCUCUGCUUCCAUUCAGCGUUUAUUCCGUCUUCCACGUUGCGACCUACACUCGUGCUCACCUGAUCCCUACCCUCCAGGGCCCUCAGGCCGCUGGCGCUCCGGGAUCUCCCUCCUCUCCCGGUUCGCCCAGGCCUACAGUUAGACAAUCUCCCUUGGCGGAAACUAUUGGCCGCUUCGUGAAACAGUACUACGAUGCCAGCAUGGAUCUUGUGGCGCACCUCGAGAUGGCGUUGUUGUUCCGCCUGGCCGUCGCCGUUCUCACUUUCUCGAAGGGCAGCAUUGUCCUUUUCGCUAUCUACUUGGCUUUCUUCCGUGCGAGAUACUCCCAGAGCUCCUUUGUCCAGAGCUCCGUCCGCCACUUCACUGCUCGAGUCGACGCCUCGGUUUCCCACCAGAGCACCCCACCCGCCGUUCGCCAGGGAUGGGAGUCUUUUAAGGCUUUUGUGCGCCAAGCCUACGAGGCCACCGAUCUCGGCCGCUUGAGCGGAGCGACCGCUAAGAAGCCCCAAUAA